This is a messenger RNA of Agrilus planipennis (emerald ash borer), 4234 nucleotides long. Its product is annotated as cilia- and flagella-associated protein 65. The transcript has a single exon. Bases 128 to 4231 code for a protein of 1367 amino acids. The record is from RefSeq and is a predicted model, not a curated record. NCBI's taxonomy places the organism in Eukaryota, Metazoa, Arthropoda, Insecta, Coleoptera, Buprestidae.
UCUGACUACUGCCAAAAGCACCCAAAACGGUGAAUAAAUGUCAAUUCCUUUCUGAAUGUCAUUUUGACAACACCGACCAACUUUUUACCCUAUUUGAAUAAAUACAAUAAUAGGCCUCGUACCAAAAAUGACCGAAAAGAGUUGCAAAUGUGUACAAUUGAAGCAAUUCAACGAUCUGUUCUACAUCGCGGACACGGACGAUUUGAGAAAAGAUUUCUUCGAGAUUGAAUUUCAGCCAACUGCUGUGAACGAGUCCAACUCGAAAACGUUCACCAUUAUAAAUUCGUGCCAAGUCCCGUGUAAUUUCUUCAUAAAGCGAGACACUCGAAUGCAGUACAUGUACCGAGCGUUUACAAUAACAGAAGAAAACAAUGCCAGUGUGUUACCCAGACACUCGUGGGAGAUUAAAAUCGUCUUCUCUCCAAAGCUUCCGAACCAGGAGUACUGCGAAAACAUCCAGAUAUACCCGACUGCAAUGCAACACUUUAGACUUUCGGUGAAAGGUAGUUCAUUAGCUCCUCACAUAAUUUCGUCGAUGAAUUGUCUAAUGUUUAAUAUAAGUUUGAAAGCACAGAACGAGAAACGUGUUUUCGAAUUAAAAAAUAACUCUUCGGUAACAGCGUUCUACCAAUUCGAUAUAAACGAAAGGGGAAAUGGGUUGUACAAAAUACGCAACAUAAAAGGAUCACUUAGACCCAAACAGCAUGCGUAUGUCGAUAUAAUAUUUAAACCAAAGAAACCAGGUGUUCAUUGCAGAGAUUUGGUAUGUUUGAUAUUCAAUCAGCGACCGCUUGUGUUCCAUUUGGUAGGAUUAUAUUUUCCAAAUGAUGUAAUCGACGAAAACAAGUUUGUGGUAAUACAACACGAGGCAUCAGGAUAUGAAUAUUACUUUAGGGACAACAGCGAAAUGAAUUCUGCUGUUACAUUCGAUACUCUUCACUUUGACUUUGAAAAGAUUGAGAUCAUUUCACAGAACAAUGAGCAUAACUGCGGAAGAAGGACUUUGUCUUGUAGGAAUUGUUUGGAGAAAGAUGUACUUUUAGAAUGGGAAACAGAUUCUGACAAACAAUUCGUUAUAAUACCUCCUAAAAUAAUCCUCAAAAAAGAAGAAACAACCAGUUUUGAGUGCAAGUUUUUUCCCACUUAUUCCGACACUGUUUAUUCUAAAAUUAUCAAAGGUUUUUUAUACAAUAAUGAGUUGAUAGAACAAGAAAAGUUACAGAUAUAUGUACCGAUCUGCUUCAAUUUGAGGAUGAUAGGAAACACGUUUAUCGGCACUUGCUCCUGGUUACCUCGGAUAGAAAUGCAACCCAAAGUGAUAACGCUAGCCCCUGUUGUACCAGGCGAGAUCACUUAUGGCUCAUUCAUUCUCAAAUCGUUCGGUCAUUUGCCGGUGCUUUUCAAAUUCGUUGCCCCAAAAGAAUCGAACGUUAUUAUCAAACCACUGGUAGGAACUUUUACGGACUACCAAAUUUUCGCGGUCAAACUCCACGCGGACAAGGACAUAGAAAGAUGUUACUUCGAAUAUUGGAAAGUGAUUUUUAACAAUCGAAAAGAAAGCUUUUACCAAUUUUCCGUGCAAUGCUGUUCGCAGUUUCCGAGACUAAUUGUCGGUCACGAUGACGUUAUACGUUUCGGGACGAUUUACGCUGAAUGCGAAUCGUCAGUAACCGAGCCACUGUUUAAUCCUACAGUUCUCACAAUACAAUAUGCUUUCCUCUUGCAUGAGCAUAGCGGUAUAAAAAUGAACACGAUAAGCGGUCGCAUUGGACCCAACCAAUUGGCAUUUGUAAAUUGGAGAUUAAAAGUUGACGUAACAACGCCACAACAGAUUCCUGUCAGGUAUGAAAUGCACGUACUACGCGACCUCAAGGUCGUAUCCGGAAAACCUACAGUGGGCACGGUUACAUUGUAUUCAAAAUCAGAAUAUUCCACUUUGUGCGCCUUUCCCAAACGCCACGACUUCGAAGAAGUGUUUUAUGGACAAGUUUGCGAAACCGAAUUUGAUCUCCAUAAUCUAGCAGAGCCGAUCGUAUAUUUUACUUUACUGUGCAAAGAAAAGCGUCCCGAAUUUAAAGUAUCGAUCUGCCCUAAAAUGGGAACGUUACAACCGAAAACGAGCAGUCGAAUAUCGAUCAAGAUAACGGCAAACCAAUCCGGAAAACACAACUUUCAAUUCUAUUACAAGAUUCGCGAGAGCGAAAAUUCGAAACGUUUCAUAAACGACGAAACAUUUCGCAUAUUCUCGAUCGAUCUCAACUGCGUGUAUGCAACGAUACAAGUAGUUAAUUUAGUUGGAAGUAAUUUUGGACCGUUGUUUUCGAAAGUGGUCCUGUGGAAGCUCCUCAGAAUUGACGAUCUCAACGAAAUUUUUCGAACGAUCGAAGCGAAAGAAACGAGAACAAUUGAAGCGAACCUUCCUGAUUACGAAGUAAAUGACAAUAUAUUCCAAUGCACCCUUAUCGUUAGAAACGUAAGCCGUUCCAACUGUAAAUUUUCCGUAAAAGCCAUUAAACUCUGCGGAUGUCCUCCACGUACAGUAUCCGACGGUCUAUCCAGGAGAAAAGUUGUAAACGACUGUCCUCAUUCGGAAAUGGCGAAAAUUUGGACAACAGUUAAAGAUGUCAUUUCGGUAAACUCGAUCGCCAGCGUCCAGAUAAAAAUGAGAUAUCUCAUUCCGGGAACUUGUCGAUUUUUAGUUAGAAUACUACUGGGAGACCAACGUACGAUUCAAAUCAAUUUUGGCGUGAAAUGUUUAACCAAUUUAACUCUAGUUCCGUCAUCUUACUAUCCCCAUUUUAGUAUGACAUUAAAUCCAACGUAUAUCGGUUUAAAUGAUACCGAAAUACAAGAAUAUCGACUGUAUAAUAACACAUCCAACAUCGUUAAAUACGAAUUGGAUACGUCACCGCUUAUAGACGUCAAUUUCGAUUAUCAAAGUCUAAUACUGGAUUGCAUAAACCCCAACGCCGUUAUCCCGCCGUAUUCCUCGGCGUCGAUAUUCAUUAAAUUUAAACCAAUUGAACAUAAAUUGUACACGAUUAGUACUGACCUUUUGUUGGGGAACGAAACAGUCACCUUUACUGUAUGCGGACAGGGAACCAACAAUCUUGAACCGAUAGGAACAGAAUCUCUUCAUACGGAGCAAUUCAGUUUAGAAAACGCAAUCGAAUUAUCUACCGAUCACAUCACCGUCGAAAGACUCGAUUUAUGGAGCGAAGAACUGAGAUUAAUUUUUAUCAAAAAUCUCACAGAUGACAAAAUUAUAGGAUAUUCUUUUGAAUACAAAUGUAUUCCAGGACUUAUUUUUAUACAGCCUGAAUAUAAAAAAGGUACGUUACAACCCAAGGAAGUCCAGGCAGUUGUUUUCCAAAUCAAGUCGUACGAUAAACCUUGUAAUGUUCUUGUCCAAAUGGCAUGUACCAUUUUGGACCAUACCCAAUACGUUGCUUACAAAACAGCCGAACAACUCAAAAAACUAGAAAAGGAAAGGCACAAGGAUGAUUUCACCAUAACCGAAAAAGGAAUAGAAUAUCCAGUUUCCGACGACAGAAUUGACCUUCCAUGUCCAAUGGUGAGCUACACGUCACUGGCCAUGUGUAUAAACGUGUCCAAUACAAGGGACAGGGACCUUCUGAUACCCGUUAGUCAACAAUACAAACUAUCCCCUCCAAUGUACCUUCAGCUUAACAGUGUCGAAAUAAUUGACAACUAUUGCAAAACUAUUCAAAGCCAUUUUCACGAAACCCUCAUUGAUUUCGACUCGACAACAGAUCAAAAUACGAAGAGGAUGAUUCUGUUAAAGAAAAACGAGAUGGAGCUUAUCAAAAACGUUGCUGAAUGUCUGAUAGCUGACGCUGUUUUUAAUGAUAUGUUCGCCAAUAUCGUCGAAGAACAAAGCCACUGCGAUUCGCCGUUUUAUUAUCAAUUUAAAAUGAACGAUGAAAUAAUGCCGAAAGAAUACAGAACUACAAAAGCAGAUUUUCAGUGUCGGAAAGAACUGAUAGAGAAAUAUCUGAAUCGUCCUCCCAGCUCUGUGGUGCAUGACGUUUUCAAGAAUCUCAUAUUCGAAAGUCUGCAUGAAGUCUACGAAAUGGGGCCGCCACCGUUCAAACGUUCGAAUAAACAAUACGUGACCGAUCUACGGCAAAAAUUCGCACCACCCUCUUGCAAAUGUCCGAAAUUCGGUGAUCACUAUGAUCCAAAAUACCUUUACGGUCCAAUGAAAUAAAUU